AAGCUUCCAGAAAUUGAAUUUUCUGAGACGGUUAUCACCAUUCACAGAUGAAAUGACUGCUUUGCAAAAAACAACUGAUGAGGGUGAAUUCCUGACGCUCUCUGCGUCUUCGUUGCAGUUUUCCUCUCCUGAUGGCCGAUUAGAUGGAUUUGGAUUGACUGACGUCCACUUCUUUCGCCUGCUAUGAGGGUCAGCCUUUGCCGAAUCAUCAUUGAAGGUCUUUGGAAGGUUUAUUUGACCCAUUCUCCCUCGAAAAGCCACUUUAAUGAUACUCACUCACUUCUAAGCUUCAAUCAUGGCAUAAUUUUAUUAUUUUUAAUGUAUAUCCACUUUUUGUGCUCUCUUAUCCGCUGGCGAAUUUAUGAUUCAGCUGUUGAUUCAUUAUUUGUGUGAGCACAGUUGCUUUCUAGCGUGGCUAUAUAUAUGUAUAUUAUAUCUGUGUGUGUAGACAUUUGAAAGUGAUCUGCGUGCGGAAACUAGAGAGUGUUUCUAUUCUGAGGAUUUCUUCACCAGAAUUGAAGAUUGCAGAAUAAGGGUGCCUGAUCUAGAGGUGACAUGUUGCGUAAUAGUCAGUCCAAAAUUAAGCGAAAAAUCGACAAGUAUGAGAUCGGCAGGACGAUUGGUGAGGGCACAUUUGCUAAAGUGAAAUUCGCUAGAAACUCUGAGACAGGGGAACCUGUGGCCAUCAAGAUUAUUGACAAGGAUAAGGUUCUUAAGCACAAAAUAUCUGAGCAGAUUAAGCGGGAGAUAUCGACAAUGAAAUUGAUAAAACACCCCAAUGUUGUUCAAUUGUACGAGGUGAUGGCAAGCAAAACCAAGAUAUUCAUCGUUUUGGAAUUCGUCACAGGAGGAGAGCUAUUUGACAAAAUUGUAAACCAUGGAAGGAUGCGAGAAGAUGAAGCAAGAAAAUAUUUUCAGCAACUUAUCAAUGCUGUUGACUAUUGCCAUAGCAGGGGUGUCUUCCACAGAGAUCUAAAGCCAGAAAAUUUGCUCCUGGAUGCUGCUGGAAACCUCAGAGUUUCCGACUUCGGAUUAAGUGCUCUGUCGCAGCAAGCAGAGAACGAUGGAUUGCUGCAUACUGCCUGUGGAACUCCAAAUUAUGUUGCUCCUGAGGUUCUCAAUGAUCGAGGCUACGAUGGAGCAACUGCUGACUUGUGGUCAUGUGGAGUCAUACUUUUCGUAUUGCUUGCUGGUUACUUGCCUUUCGACGACAAUAAUGUUAUGAACCUAUAUAAGAAGAUAUCCAUGGCCCAGUUCACUUGCCCUCCAUGGCUUUCCUUCGGUGCAAUGAAGUUCAUCACUCGGAUCUUGGAGCCAAAUCCUCUCAAACGUAUUACGAUCCCUGAAAUUUUGGAGGACAAGUGGUUUAAGAAAGAUUACAAAGCUGCAGUUUUUUAUGAGAAAGAAGAUGCAAAUUUGGAUGAUGUCGAGGCAGUGUUUAAGGAUUCUGAGGAAUUUCAUGUAACAGAGAAGAAGGAAGAGCAGCCAACUGCAAUGAAUGCUUUUGAGUUAAUUUCAAUGUCGAAAGGCCUCAAUCUGGAGAACCUAAUUGGCGUGAAAGAGGGAUACAAGAAGGAAACAAGAUUCUCGUGUAAGUGCACAGCAAAUGAGAUAGUGAAGAAAAUUGAACAAGCUGCAAAGCCUCUCGGUUUCGAUGUGCACAAGAAGAACUACAAGAUGAGGCUCGAAAAUUCGAAAGCAGGAAGAAAAGGCAAUCUCAACGUUGCCACUGAGGUAUUUCAAGUGGCCCCGUGCUUGCAUGUCGUUGAGGUUAAAAAGGCAAAGGGAGAUACCUUGGAGUUCAACAAGUUUUAUAAGAAGCUUUCAACAAGCCUGGAGGAUGUUGUCUGGAAAGCUGAAGGAGAAGAAGAAAAAGAAGAAGAUGAAGAUGAAGAAGAUGAUGAUGAUGAUCAAAUCAAAUGCUGUAGCCAGAGUGUCUGACUGACUGACUGGUUAGGUUAUGUUUCACUUCCAGUCUGUCAGUCUCAGUUUCUCUGUGUGUGUGAUUUAAUGUAGAUUUGUUAAAUUGGUGGUGCUGUUAUUAUUAUUAUUCAUUCUUUUGUUAAUCUGGGCUUGGCUUUUGUCCCAUUAUGGGAAUGGGUAGCUAAUAAAUAUUAGUGCAUGUAAGAAUAGGUAGUCUUGUUGUGUUAUUACAUUGUUUGUUGUCGUCCCAGCACAACAAUUCAAUUCAAUUCAAUUCAAUUGUGCAUACAUGUAUGUAUUAAUGUAUAUUUGUUUCAGGAGUGACACUUACUAACCAGCUGUGUAUUGUUCACUUGGAAUAUUGACUUUACUAUAAGAAAUUAAUAAUGGGAUUGGUGAGGACAUGAACAGAACACCUCAUUUAUACAAGAUAAUUAACAUAUAGUAACCUGAAAAUGCAUAAUCAAUCAUAGUAACAAUCAAGAGAAAAAAGGGUAGUUAAAAUAAUACAAGAACCACAACGGUAUAGGUAUACACAGUCACAAUCAGAGCAUCAUCAAAGAAAUACAUUAAAACCCAACCCAAAAAAAAAAAAGAAAAA
Andrographis paniculata is the source of this 2524-nucleotide messenger RNA. RefSeq names its product CBL-interacting serine/threonine-protein kinase 3-like. The record is from RefSeq and is a predicted model, not a curated record. Lineage: Eukaryota; Viridiplantae; Streptophyta; Magnoliopsida; Lamiales; Acanthaceae. The transcript is spliced from 14 exons. Gene Ontology annotation, biological process: protein phosphorylation; signal transduction. Bases 556 to 1941 code for a protein of 461 amino acids. Gene Ontology annotation, molecular function: ATP binding; protein kinase activity.